AUGAGUUCCGUUCGAGCGCGCCGGUCCGAGACGAGAUGGGUGACGCGAUUUAUGCCUGUUUUUCUAGCCGUCUGUUUCGGUCUGACAACAUACACCACGGCCAAGAGAGUCUGCGUGGAUCACUUCCUCCAUAGGAGUCAACAACCCAGCGCUGCGAUCGCAUUCCUCGUCUUCUACCUCGUCACUUUCACGUUCAUGCUUUUGACCUAUAUACGAUUAUUCCUGGUUAUUCAACUAAACCCCGGCGUUGUUCCCCUCGGGCAGCGAGCGAUAUGGCGGUUGGAAAAAGAAGAAAAAGAGAAACCAAGUUGGCGACGGCACAAGCAUAAACAGACCGGCGAUAUAGAGGCCAACGCCUACAGUAAUGUCGGGCCAGACGAUGACCCUGAUAGCCCUGGGCUCGAGUCCUUUUACAGCAAAGACGUUUUUCUCUGCGAAUCAGACGGAAAGCCGCGAUGGUGUCACAGUUGUUGCACCUGGAAGCCAGACAGGGCGCAUCACUGCAGUGAAAUCGAUCGAUGCGUCAAGAAGAUGGAUCACUAUUGCCCGUGGGUUGGGGGAAUCGUGGGUGAGACGUCGUUUAAGUACUUCAUCCAGUUCACGUUUUACGCAUCGCUUUGCUCCAUAGUAGUUAUCACUGCUUGCGCUGUUUGCACGAGACAACGACUUCAUACCGGUCACGGCCUUGAUGGUUUUGUGGUCGCCAUAUUGGCUUUAUCCGGCCUUCUGGGAUUUUUUGCCGUAACCAUGUUCAUCACUUCCGCGCGAUAUGCGCUGCAGAACAUGACAAACAUCGACUACCUCAAGUCCAAAAACUUCGUACAUAACCUCGCCAUUCGGGUCCCGAGAGGCAUCCAAUCUUGUGAAAAGUACAAGGUCGUCACAUAUCCGAUAUCGAAAUCCGGAGACUUGGCCACUCCAUUACCUGGAGACGUCGGUGCAAGAGGCGUGGCCAAUGAGAGGGAUAUGCUCGCAACGCGCACCUUUGCUGUCGUGAAAACCGAGCUGGGCGAGAACCCGUGGGAUCUAGGCUUCUAUCGAAACUGGAAAUCCGUCAUGGGCAACAGCAUCAUUGACUGGCUACUGCCCCUCAAGGACUCACCUUGCGCAACGUACGAGAACAAUGAGAGCUUCUACGAAAUGGGCCCCAUAUAUCUGCGAGUGCGAGAAAGGUUCAGGCUUCCGCACCUAACCGACGACGAGAAGGGGUUUACCACAUCGAAGAAAGAGUUGUCGUCGAAAUCACAGGCCAAGGAGAGGAAACAAAAGAAGCAGGAGCAGGGAUCACAGGACCGGGCCCAUGGGUCGGCCAACUUGUGA
Neurospora tetrasperma FGSC 2508 is the source of this 1320-nucleotide messenger RNA. RefSeq lists its product as uncharacterized. Gene Ontology annotation, molecular function: protein-cysteine S-palmitoyltransferase activity. The record is from RefSeq and is a predicted model, not a curated record. The coding region runs from base 1 to 1320 and encodes 439 amino acids. Gene Ontology annotation, cellular component: endoplasmic reticulum; Golgi apparatus. Lineage: Eukaryota; Fungi; Ascomycota; Sordariomycetes; Sordariales; Sordariaceae. The transcript is spliced from 3 exons. Gene Ontology annotation, biological process: protein targeting to membrane; peptidyl-L-cysteine S-palmitoylation.